Molecule: messenger RNA, 1731 nt
Organism: Priapulus caudatus
Lineage: Eukaryota; Metazoa; Priapulida; Priapulimorpha; Priapulimorphida; Priapulidae
Exons: 6
Coding region: 1-1731 (576 amino acids)
Biological process (GO): regulation of DNA-templated transcription
Cellular component (GO): nucleus
Molecular function (GO): zinc ion binding
Source: RefSeq, a predicted model, not a curated record
AUGGACGAGCGCACAGAAUUUCAAUCCGAUGUAAGAACCUUAAGAAGCAAGAAAAGGUUUGAGACUGGCAACCCAGUACCCUUAAGAGAAGCCCCUCUGAGGGAGAAGCUCAGAAAGGGUCGACAGAGCCCGCCGAAAGACAAGGAGGAAGACGAGACGCCACCAAAAGAACAAGAUAAGCAGAAGAGCAGCAGUUCUUCUCCCACGUGCAGAAACUUGGCAAGAGUGACCUACUCCAGAGAAGAAAGAAGCCUAAUUCAUUCAAAGGGUAAGGAGAGGGACGGCGAAUCGCAGGCGAGGGAGAACCCAGCAGAAGCAGCCGAGGAGACGGCGAGGGAGGGUCACCGUGGAGGAGCGGCGAGGGAAGGUUUAGGGACCAGCGGCAGGGAGGCAGCGAUGCGAGAGAGGAACAGCAGGAUGAGUAGAAAGGUUCUAGCAGGAAGCUCCCCGGCCAAGGCCCAACAAUCGAUGACAGAUGGGGGUACGAUACCAGAUAUAUGGACCUGCCCAAUGGAAAGCUGCGAUGGAUCGGGACACACAACUGGCAAGUUUGCACGCCACAGAUCGGUGCAGUACUGCCCGACAGCAAGGAAGCGCCUCGCCGCCGCCGCCGCAGACGACCCUCCAAGCAAGCAGCCGAGACGGCCGGCCAAGGUCACGCCGAAGGUCAACGCCACUGCCGCCCGCCACGAGAGGGCACCGGCUGCGAUGGCCGCGUCGGGAGGCGUGCGUUCGGAGCCAGUGACAGCGCGGGCGCAGCCUCCCGGCGUCGUCGUCGUCGGGGGCGACGGCGUCGCGGAUGCUGCGGCGGCGACGGGGACCAUGACGACGGAGAUGAGGAAACUGCUGAAGAGCUUCAGGUUGUCGUGCACGAGGGAGGAUGAGGCCACGAGGGAGGAUGCAGCCGCAAGGGAGUGUGCAGCCACGAGGGAGGAUGCAGUCGUGAGGGAGCGUGCAGCCGCAAGGGAGUGUGCAGCCACGAGGGAGGAUGCAGCCACGAGGGAGUGUGCAGCCGCGAAAGAGGAUGCAGCCACGAGGGAGGAUGCAGCCGCGAGGGAGGAUGAGGCCACGAGGGAGGAUGCAGCCGCGAGGGAGUGUGCAGCCGCGAGGGAGUCUGCAGCCGCGAGGGAGUGUGCAGCCGCGAAGGAGUGUGCAGCCGCGAGGGAGGAUGCAGCCGCGAGGGAGGAUGCAGCCGCGAGGGAGUGUGCAGCCGCGAAGGAGUGUGCAGCUGCGAGAGAGUGUGCAGCCGCGAGAGAGCGUGCAGCCGCGAGGGAGCGUGCGGUCGAUUCCCCAUGCGUGAGAAAGCCAGUUGCCGGCUCGCUGACCUCGAAGGACUGCGCGGUACAGACGCUAGCUCUCAGUGCGCGCGCAGUCGCGGCGUUUGCCGCGAGGGACCCAGGCCAGAAGAGGCAUGCCGGCAUGGGGGCGGCCGCACGUAGGAACGCGAGUGGCGCAGCAGAGUUGAAGGAGCCCACGUGGUUGGCAGCAGGUGUUAGUAAACCGGCCAGUGUUGUACAGUGUGUGAAGGAGUCUACAGGCAUGGUGCAGCAUGCUGGCAACGCGUCUGGCAAAAAGGAGUCUGCAGGCAUGGUGCAGCAUUCUGGCAACGCGUCUGGCAAAAAGGAGUCUGUAAGCGCGUCCGGCUGUCCGCUGGGCGCACGCAAUAGCAUGCGACUGAAGACGGAGAUCAACAUCGAUGGCAAGAUCGUCAAGGUGGAUGGACUGACGUAA